Messenger RNA from Ornithorhynchus anatinus (platypus), 2121 nucleotides. It is a transcript of the gene ELF3, whose product is annotated as E74 like ETS transcription factor 3. Bases 140 to 1261 code for a protein of 373 amino acids. NCBI's taxonomy places the organism in Eukaryota, Metazoa, Chordata, Mammalia, Monotremata, Ornithorhynchidae. Gene Ontology annotation, molecular function: sequence-specific DNA binding; DNA-binding transcription factor activity, RNA polymerase II-specific. The record is from RefSeq and is a predicted model, not a curated record. The transcript is spliced from 9 exons. Gene Ontology annotation, biological process: regulation of transcription by RNA polymerase II; cell differentiation. Gene Ontology annotation, cellular component: nucleus.
GAGGGGCGGCGGCUGGGCUUAUUUAGGGCGGCGGGGGAUGAAACCUAUUUAGUCGCUGUGGGUUUUCCUGGAGUUUAUUUGCCGUCUCCCCACUGUGGAUUACUCGCUGUUGUGCCCCGGUCCCCGUUCAGGGAGCCACAUGGCUGCAUCCUGUGAGGUCAGCCACAUCCUCAGCAACUACAUCAGCGCCAUGUACCAGGCUGAGGACGCGGCCCUGGCGCCCCUGGCCCCCGCCGGCGCCGAUGCUGACCUGGUACUGACCCUCAACAAUGCGCAACCGCCUCCCGAGGGCACAGAGAAGGCCAGCUGGUCCGGGGAACUGCCCCAGUCGUGGACGAGGGCCCAGGUGCUGGACUGGAUUGGCUACCAGGUGGAGAAGAACAAAUACGACGCCAACGCCAUUGACUUUUCCCGUUGCAACAUGGACGGUGCCAUGCUGUGCCGAUACGGGCGUGAGGAGCUGCGCCUCGUCUUCGGGCCCCUGGGGGAUGAGCUGUACUCUCAGCUUCAGGAGAUCACUUCUGCUGCGUCUGAUGAGCUGAGCUGGAUCAUUGAGUUUCUAGAGAAGGACGAGUUCUCCUCCCGUGACCCUAUAGUGGACACUAUUGCCUUUGACCAGGACAGCCCCUUUGGCCCAGAGCUGUUGGAGGAUCCAAAGCUGCUCAGCUCCCACUACCAGGGUGGCUACGGGCCAGGUGCCCCAACGUCUCCCGGGAAUUCUGACGUCUCCACUUCAGGCACAGGCACAUCGCAGAGCCCCAACUCUUCAGACUCCGGUGGAAGUGACCUGGACCCCGACCCCACGGACACCAAGCUCUUCCCCUUCACCCAGGGGGUUUUCACCGACCACAAGAAAGGAGACCUGAAGCACGCCAAACGCAAGCGGGGCCGACCACGCAAGCUCAGCAAGGAGAACCGCGAGUGUCUGGAGGGAAAGAAGAGCAAGCAUGCCCCUCGCGGCACCCACCUCUGGGAGUUCAUCCGUGACAUCCUCAUCCACCCUGAGCUCAAUGAGGGCCUGAUGAAGUGGGAGAACCGGCACGAGGGGGUUUUCAAGUUUCUGCGCUCUGAGGCGGUGGCCCAACUGUGGGGCCAGAAGAAGAAAAACAGCAGCAUGACAUACGAGAAGCUGAGCCGGGCCAUGAGAUACUACUACAAGCGGGAAAUCUUGGAGCGCGUGGACGGUCGCCGGCUGGUCUACAAAUUCGGCAAGAACUCGAGCGGCUGGAAGGAGGACGAGGUUAUCCUGGGCCGGAACUAGGCGGACGAGGGACGUCUGAGCAGCCCGGGCCCAGAGACGUGUCUGAGUGGCCCAGGCUCAGAGACCCUACCUUGGACAUUGCCAUUCAGCCCUCUGCGGAGGGCAUCUACGUUUGCGCUGGUACCUGGCGCCUUGGAAAGCAAAAGCUGAAUAUUUUGGCUGCAGUAGGUUAAUGUCAACCGCUAUUACCGGGAGAUUGAGCAGGCCAAGUCACAGUUUUCUUCUGCUCCUUCAGCUCCUGGAUUUACAAACCCUGAGGCCCACCUCCUCCAGGGCCCGAAAGAGAAGUGGGGGCGGCAGACCCCCUCCUCCAGCCUGGUUGUUCUCUGCCCUCUGCUAACACCUCAACCCACUCCUACUCAAGAGACUACCCGGCCCCAGGCCUUUCCUAGGUGGCAAUUGGCUUGGAGUAAAGACGCCAGGGGGAGGCCCAGAGGAGAGGAAACUCCUGACUGUUGGAUUGGAUUCCUGUUCUGUCCCAUUCCUCUGCCUCCCUAUACCCACUACCCCUACCCACCCCCCGCCCCUUUCCACCGCUGCUCAGGCUCCGCGGGCCGAACGUCUGAGUGUGCACCCUAAUUUAUGAUAUAAAUAUGUAAGUUGUACAUAGAUCUAUUUUUUCAUACCACCCAUGACUCUGUGUGUGUGUGUGUGUGUGUGCGUGUGCGUGCAUGUGUGCAGAGAGAGCACCCCACGGUCCUGAAUCCCCAGGGCUGCAGCUGGGGCCCCCUCAGCUGGACUGACCUGGAGUUUCCAUUUUUUUUUUUUACCCGUCCCCCACCUCCUACAGGGGCUCUCUUCCCCUCCCUCUCUGUCCCCAGAACGACUAGGGGUCUAAUAAAGUGUUGUGUUUUUUCUAA